Messenger RNA from Chinchilla lanigera (long-tailed chinchilla), 2328 nucleotides. RefSeq names its product zinc finger protein, FOG family member 1 (gene Zfpm1). Gene Ontology annotation, cellular component: nucleus. Gene Ontology annotation, biological process: cell differentiation; negative regulation of transcription by RNA polymerase II; heart development. The record is from RefSeq and is a predicted model, not a curated record. NCBI's taxonomy places the organism in Eukaryota, Metazoa, Chordata, Mammalia, Rodentia, Chinchillidae. Gene Ontology annotation, molecular function: RNA polymerase II-specific DNA-binding transcription factor binding.
CCCCAUUUUCCACAAGGAAACCUGGCAUGGGGAGGAGUGGCUGCCCUGGCCCUGCCCACACUUUUCCCACUCGGAUGCAGGAAGAUUCCUCACCCCGGCCCCCUCCUCCAGGGAGCCCCCAAGGGUGCCCUCCUCGCCUCUUCUCAAGGGGUGGGCUCAGGCAAGGUUUGAUGAGUGAAUGAAGCAAAGGAGGCACUGGGGAGCCAAUGGACACAUGGGCAAGAGAACAGGUGGGGUUCAGAGAUGCUGCUGCCCAUGUCCUGCUUGCAGGUUCUCCUGGAGACAUGGAUGCUGUGGAGGAAGCCCAGGCCCCAGACACCAGCCUGGAGGAGCAGGAGACCCCGGCACCAGAGCCCAUGGCUGUAGGGAGACCCGAGCCCCUGAGCCCAUCCAGUACAGACGUGAACCCACCCCCAGCACCAACGGCACCAGCACCGGUACACCCCACAUCCCCAGGAGCCCCCGAGGAGAUGGAGGGGCCAGAGCCUGAGACGCAACCGCUGGAGGAGUCGGCCAGCCCCUGGAGCGGGCCAGAGGAACUGGAACUGGAGCUACGGGAUGGACAGAGGUGUGUGCAGGCCCGACUCAGCCUCCAUGAGGGCCUGUCCUGGGGCCCCUUCCAUGGGAGCAUCCAGACCACAGCAUCGUCACCCGGGCAGGCAGAACCGGGCCCGGCCCUGACCCUGCUGCUCACUGACGAGGCAUGCUGGCUGAGGACGCUGCCCCAGGCCCUGACCGAGGCCGACGCCAACUCGGAGAUCUACAGGAAGGAUGACAGCCUCUGGUGCAGGAUAACCAGGCCGGUGCCCGCGGGCGAAGCCCUGUGUGUGCUCCUCACGGCCAAGCCCCAAGACGCCCCCAGUUGUCCUGUGAAGGAAGAGCCUGCGGAGCCCAAGAGCCCUGCCCUGAUGCACCCCGACAUCCAGCUGCUGCCCCAGCAGGCCGGCAUGGCAUCCAUCCUCGCCACGGCAGUCAUCAACAAGGACGUCUUCCCGUGCAAAGACUGUGGCAUCUGGUACCGCAGUGAGCGCAACCUGCAAGCCCACCUCCUCUACUACUGCGCCAGCCGCCAGGGCGCCAGCUCCCCCGCCACAGCUGCCACAGAGGACAAGCCCAAGGAGCCGUACCCCAACGAGCGAAUCUGCCCCUUCCCCCAGUGCCGCAAGAGUUGUCCCAGCGCCAGCUCCCUGGAGAUCCACAUGCGCAGCCACAGUGGAGAGCGGCCCUUCGUGUGCCUCAUCUGCCUGUCGGCCUUCACCACCAAGGCCAACUGCGAGCGUCACCUCAAGGUGCACACAGACACGCUCAGCGGUGUCUGUCACAGCUGUGGCUUCAUCUCCACCACUCGGGACAUCCUCUAUAGCCACCUGGUGACCAGCCAUAUGGUCUGCCAGCCCGGCUCCAAGGGUGAGAUCUACUCGCCAGGCACGGCACACCCCGCUGCCAAACUGCCUGCAGACGUCCUCGCCAGCCUCCAGCAGCACGCGGCCCUGCACGGCCCCCUGCCCUCCGCGGACCUAGGCCCGGCAACCACCCCAUCACCAGCCCCGGACAGGAAGGUCCUGGCCGAGGCCACCAAUGGUGAGGCCAGGGCGGGCCCUCAGAACGGGAGCAGCGCUGAGCCCCCCGCGGCCCCCCGGAGCGUCAAGGUGGAGGCUGAGGAGGAGUCGGAGGCAGCGCGCGCGCCAGGCCAGGCCGAGCCUGCAACCCGCGGCCCGUCGCGGACGCCGUCUCCGCACAGCCCCGGUACGACCCGCGUGAAGGCCGAGCUGCCCAGUCCCACGCCCGGCGCCAGCCCCGCGCCCGGAGAGCUGGCCCUGGCCAGCACGCUCUUCCUGCCGCAGCUCGUGUUCGCGCCGGACGCGGGUGCCACCCCGGGCCCCGCGGCGCCCCAGGCCUCGGAGAUCCUGGCCAAGAUGUCGGAGCUGGUGCACAGCCGGCUGCAGCAGGGCGCGGGGCCGCCGGCCGCGCUGCUGGGGACCAAGGGCGCCACGUGCUUCGAGUGCGAGAUCACCUUCAACAACGUCAACAACUUCUACGUGCACAAGCGCCUCUACUGCUCCGGCCGCCGCGCGCCCGAGGACGCGCCCGCCACGCGCCGCGGGCUGCACCGGCGCCGGGCGGCCGCGCACCCCCCACCCAGAACAGAGCACCCCCCUGGCCGGGCUCGCCCGCGUGGUCCCCGGUGAGCCUGAGACCCUGGGACGGCCGGAAGCCUCUCCCGCCCAAGGCUGGGGUGGGGCCGAAGCCUGUCUGCCUCCUACCCAGCCCUCGGGGUGACGAGCGCGGGCCUGGGUUUGCACAAGAAUAAACGGUCAGCGGAGAGUA